AUGGCCGACGAGGCUCCUGCGGCAGAGGCCACCUCCAUCACAUUCAACGUGAAGGCCUCCAACGACGCGAAAUAUACCCUCACGCUUCCUGAGUCGACUACGGUCUCUGACCUCAAAACUAAAUUGUCAGUCAGCGAGUAUGCCGACACGCCAGCUGAGCGCCAGAGGUUGAUCUACUCCGGACGAGUGCUCAAAGAUAACGAAACCUUGGCGACCUAUAAGAUCAAGGAUGGACAUACUAUUCACCUAGUCAAGAGCGCAGCAAGCAACCAACGCCCGAAUACAACUGCUCAGAGUUCGAGUACCGCGCCUGGCACAACAGCCACUCCGUCUGUACCUGGAGUCCCGUCAAAUAUUGCUGCAGGCACUGGGAACAAUCCGCUAGCUGGUUUGACGGGUGCACGAUACGCUGGAUUUGCACAGUUGCCAGGAGCUGGCAUGUUUGGCCCGGAUGGUGGUAUGGGACCGCCACCCGAUCCAGACGCCAUGCUCAACAUGCUGGAAAACCCCCAGGUCCAGGCAACGAUGAACGAAGCCCUCCAAAAUCCUGCUCUCAUAGACAUGAUGAUACAACAAAACCCAAUGCUUCGAGACAUGGGUCCAGGCGUUCGUCAGAUGAUGCAGAGCCCAGAGUUUAGAAGGAUGCUCACAGAUCCGGCUGCGAUUCGCCAAAUGGCACAAAUGCAAAGAGCCUUUGGGGGUAUGGGUGGUGGUAUGGGACUUGGCGGCGGAGCUGGGAAUGCCGCUUUCCCGGCUCCUGGCGUCACCAACACUACACCAGAGGAGAACCGUGGCCAGCAACAAACCGGUGACAACGCGGCUGGAAAUACUGGGGCUAUUCCUCCUGUGAAUCCAUUUGGCGCAGCGGGAAAUCCUUUUUCGGCUCUAUUUGGAAUGAACCCUCAGAACCAACCACCCCUGGCACCUUCCAUCACACCAUCAACGGGUGCUGAACAGAAUACCGGCGCAAAUGCCCCUAGCGGGCAGACCGUAACAGACCCAUCGGCUCAAAACCAACAGGCCCAGAACCCUUUUGCGGCUCUUUUUAACCCUGCAUUGUUUGGCGCUCCUCCCACUCAACCUGGCGCGGAUGCCGGUACCGGUGCCCAAGCAGGCAACUUCAACCCAUUUAACCCCCAAACCAACCCGCUCCUCCGAGAUCCUGCUAUGCUAUCAAACAUGAUGCAGGCCAUGGGUGGUGGUGGUGGUGGUGGUCAGUUUGGUGGUGGAAACGGAGGCGCGGCGGCGAAUCCUUGGGCCUCGAUGUUCGGCGCUCCGCCUGCUGCCCCUGUAGAUAACCGACCUCCUGAGGAACGUUAUGAGGCACAGUUGCGCAGUCUGAACGAUAUGGGUUUCUGUGAAUUUGAGCGAAACAUUGAGGCUCUCCGAGCGUCGGGAGGAAGCGUCCAAGGAGCGGUGGAGUACCUCCUAAGCCAUCUGUCAUAA
Messenger RNA from Talaromyces rugulosus, 1446 nucleotides. RefSeq lists its product as uncharacterized. The record is from RefSeq and is a predicted model, not a curated record. The transcript has 2 exons. Gene Ontology annotation, biological process: ubiquitin-dependent protein catabolic process. Bases 1 to 1446 code for a protein of 481 amino acids. Gene Ontology annotation, cellular component: cytosol. Gene Ontology annotation, molecular function: polyubiquitin modification-dependent protein binding. NCBI's taxonomy places the organism in Eukaryota, Fungi, Ascomycota, Eurotiomycetes, Eurotiales, Trichocomaceae.